Molecule: messenger RNA, 2182 nt
Organism: Osmia lignaria (orchard mason bee)
Lineage: Eukaryota; Metazoa; Arthropoda; Insecta; Hymenoptera; Megachilidae
Gene: NELF-B
Product: negative elongation factor B
Biological process (GO): negative regulation of transcription elongation by RNA polymerase II
Cellular component (GO): NELF complex; nucleus
Source: RefSeq, a predicted model, not a curated record
UAUCUGUUCACAUACAGGUGCCGUAUACAGGUUAUACGAAUUCAGUAUGAAAUUAAUGUUUAAGUAUAUAAAUUAACUAAUUAAUAAUAAACAAUAAAAUAGAAAAGAAUUGUGAUAAAUCGCUGAAGUUUAUAAGGAUAUGACUAUUUUAAAUUUACUGUUAUGCUGGAAUGCCUAACAAUAUACUGGUAAAACACAUAUGCACCAUACAGAGUAACAAACGAAAGAGAAUUAUAUUCUAAAUAAAUAUAUGUAUUGUUUAUGGAAGAAGAUUCCGUAUAAAAAGAAAUAACAAUGAAUACGGUAAAAAAUAGUUGUGAGAUUGGAAAUGGUUUGGAUGAUCUUGGUAUACCUGGACAAGGUUUUUUAAGAGAUGCUUUAACAAGUUGUACAGAUCCAUUAAAAGCAAUUGAAGAAUUUCAAUUAGAGAAUGGUAUUUUAUUGCCAUCCUUAAGGCCUAUGUUACCUUUGCUUGAUCUUCAUGGCGUAAGAAGAUUAGAUUUUCAUGCAUCAGUCCUGGAAGAAUUGAGAGAAAAGCUUAUAAAAAGAAUUAAUGAAAUUGGUACAGAAAGAGCAGACAAAGGUUCAGCAGGAGAUAAAAGACUAAAGGAAUUAUUGUCCAAAAGUUUCCCAGCUGUAAGAGUUGCAGCAUUGAGACCUGUUGUUAUGUGUAUUUUAAGAAACACACCACAUAUAGAAGAUAAAUAUUUACGGGUUCUUGUCCGCGAAAAAGAAUUGUAUAAUGAUGCAGAUACAGAAGUUAAAAGGCAAAUUUGGAAAGAUAAUCAAAGCCUAUUUGGAGAUGAAGUUUCUCCAUUAUUUAGCAGAUAUAUUAUUGAAAAAGAACAAAUACUCUUUGAUCAUCGAAAUUUAAAUAGUCUCUUUUUCAUGCCUUCUCCAAAGGUACGAAGACAAGGUGAGGUAGUACAAAAGCUAGCUCAUAUGAUUGGGCAUAGUGUAAAAUUAUAUGAUAUGGUAUUACAGUUCUUAAGGACUCUAUUUUUGCGUACAAAAAAUAUACAUUAUUGUACCUUAAGAGCUGAAUUAUUAAUGGCCUUACAUGAUUUAGAGGUACAGGACAUCAUUUCUGUUGAUCCAUGUCAUAAAUUCACUUGGUGUCUUGAUGCAUGUAUCAGAGAAAAAAAUGUUGAUAUCAAAAGGUCCCGUGAGUUACAAGGUUUUCUAGAUAGUAUAAAGAGAGGACAAGAACAAGUAUUAGGAGAUCUGAGUAUGAUAUUGUGUGAUCCAUAUGCAGUAAACUUUCUUGCUAGUAGUGCAAUAAAAAUUGCACUUCAUUUGAUAAAUGGGGAAGCAUUACCUAGAGAAAACGCAGUUCUUGUACUGUUACUAAGAAUGCUUGCAUUAGGUUUAUCUGCCUGGCAAAUGAUUGAUUCACAAGAUUUCAAGGAGCCAAAAUUAGACAGUCAAGUUGUCACAAAAUUUUUACCUGCACUUAUGUCUUUAAUGGUAGAUGAUCAAAUAAGACAAUUAAAUUGCAAACUUCCGCCGGAUGAGAGAGAGAGUGCAAUUGCUAUCAUAGAACAUUCUGGCCCACCUCCUGAUGCUUGUCAAGCAUAUGCACAACUUUCAGGAGUUGCUGCUGUUUUAUCUAUGUAUUAUGCAUUGCAUGUAGGAGGUGGUGGUGGAGUUGGAAGAGGAAGAGGUGAUGCUAGAGGAUUAAUGAGAGUACUAGCUACUUUACCGAAUUGUCAAGCGCAACGUGCAUUUGAAGAUCCCUUUUUACAUACUUUGGUGUCCCUAUUAAUAUUGAAUAUGGCUGAUGAAUUUUCUAAUGAAUCAUUUUGUACUGUAAUAUUCGAUGAAUUUUUCCUAGCAGGUUUGGGUAGAGAUAAUGUUACACGCCAUUUGUUAAAACUACUUUGGUAUAUUCAUCCAAAAUUACCGCCAACUCGUUUACAUACGUUAAUGAAAGCACUUCAACCAACUAGUCAGCAUAAUGAAGCUGUACAUAAUCUUUAUGAAGCUUUACGUGAUAAAAUUGGAAGCCGUUCUACAGAAGAGCAGUUAACAACAGCAGCUCAGAUGGACACAUUAGGGCUAGAUUGUCCACCUUCUCCUCUUACCGGUGUACCUACACCAGGUUCACUGUAAAAAUUACGUGAUACAAUUGUUUAAAUAUCAAAUGCACUGAAAAAUAUAAUUUACUAAUUUUACUUAUAAA